Messenger RNA from Ananas comosus (pineapple), 1459 nucleotides. Its product is annotated as 60S ribosomal protein L4-like. Gene Ontology annotation, biological process: translation. The transcript has 3 exons. The coding region runs from base 103 to 1206 and encodes 367 amino acids. Gene Ontology annotation, molecular function: RNA binding; structural constituent of ribosome. The record is from RefSeq and is a predicted model, not a curated record. NCBI's taxonomy places the organism in Eukaryota, Viridiplantae, Streptophyta, Magnoliopsida, Poales, Bromeliaceae. Gene Ontology annotation, cellular component: ribosome; cytosolic large ribosomal subunit.
CCCCGUUUCUCUCUGCGCAGCAGCAACCAAAACCCUAAAGCUCUCUCUCUCUCCCUCGCCUCUUCCCUUUCCCCUUCCCAAGCCCUAACCCUAGCCCCUCCAAUGGCGGCCGCUGCGCGCCCCCUCCACGACUCGCUGUCCCGGAACCGGCGCCAGCCGUACGCCGUGUCCCGGCGCGCGGGGCACCAGACCUCGGCGGAGUCGUGGGGCACGGGGCGCGCCGUGUCCCGCAUCCCGCGCGUCCCCGGCGGCGGCACCCACCGCGCCGGGCAGGGCGCCUUCGGCAACAUGUGCCGCGGCGGGCGCAUGUUCGCGCCCGUCCGCGUCGGUGGGGCGCCGCACGAGCACCUCCACCUCCGCCGCGUCGCCGUCGCCUCCGCCCUCGCCGCCUCCGCCGUCCCCUCCCUCGUUCUCGCCCGCGGCCACCGCGUGGACUCCGUCCCCGAGCUCCCCCUCGUCGUCUCCGACUCCGCCGAGUCCAUCGAGAAAACCUCCGCCGCCAUUAAAGCCCUCUCCCAGAUCGGCGCCCUCCCCGACGCCGACAAGGCCAAGGACUCCCUCUCCAUCCGCCCCGGCAAGGGCAAGAUGCGCAACCGCCGCUACAUCUCCCGCAAGGGCCCCCUCAUCGUCUACGGCACCGAGGGCUCCAAGAUCGUCAAGGCCUUCCGCAACAUCCCCGGCGUCGACGUCGCCAACGUCGAGCGCCUCAACCUCCUCAAGCUCGCCCCCGGCGGCCACCUCGGGCGCUUCAUCAUCUGGACCAGGUCCGCCUUCGAGAAGCUCGACUCCGUCUUCGGGACCUUCGACAAGCCCUCGGAGAAGAAGAAGGGCUUCGUGCUCCCUCGCCCCAAGAUGGCCAACCCGGACCUCUCCAGGAUCAUCAACUCCGACGAGGUGCAGUCCGUGGUCAGGCCCAUCAACAGGGAUGUCAAGCGCAGGUCGCUCAAGAAGAACCCGCUCAAGAACAUCAACACCCUGCUCAGGCUCAACCCCUACGCCAAGACCGCGCGGAGGAUGGCCCUGCUCGCCGAGGCGCAGAGGGUCAAGGCCAAGAAGGAGAAGCUCGACAAGAAGAGGAGCCCGCUCGGCAAGGAGGAAGCUGCGAAAAUCAAGGCUGCGGGGAAGGCGUGGUACAAGACGAUGAUCUCCGACAGCGACUACACCGAGUUUGAGAACUUCUCAAAGUGGUUGGGCGUCUCCCAGUAAUCUACCAACCUCUUUAGUUAGAACUACCCCCUUUUUCCGAACCGAGUAUUCUGCAGUAAUUUUGAUUUGUUUCUGCUAUUUGUGUUUGAGAACCAUGUCGUAUCUGUUGAGAACACCUCGAGUACUUUUGUUGUGGCGAGGUCCUGCGACCUCACUCUCUCUGUUUUACUUUCUUUUUUUUUUUGUUCUCUUUAGAGGUCGGAGAAUUUAUAUGAAUUUUACCAAGUCUUAAUGAAUUAUUGGUUUGUUUCUA